CGUUCGCCGCGGGGGUGGCUCCGGGGCCUGAGUAGGCGCCGCCGCUGCCUCAGCCGAGGGGGCCGGGCCGGAGCGUGCGGAGGAGUGAGGCCGCAGGAGACCUUCCUGACGACCCCUGCUCCGGCGGGGAAGUGAGCAAGGAUGAUUGAGGAAAGUGGGAACAAGCGGAAGACCAUGGCAGAGAAGAGGCAGCUGUUCAUAGAAAUGCGUGCUCAGAAUUUUGAUGUCAUACGACUAUCAACUUACAGAACAGCCUGCAAAUUACGAUUUGUACAAAAACGAUGCAACCUUCAUCUUGUUGAUAUCUGGAACAUGAUUGAAGCCUUCCGAGACAAUGGCCUUAAUACACUGGACCAUACCACCGAGAUCAGUGUGUCCCGCCUCGAAACUGUCAUCUCCUCCAUCUACUAUCAGUUGAACAAGCGCCUUCCUUCUACUCACCAAAUUAGUGUGGAACAAUCUAUCAGCCUCCUCCUCAACUUUAUGAUUGCUGCAUAUGACAGUGAGGGCCGAGGCAAGUUGACGGUAUUUUCAGUUAAAGCUAUGUUAGCAACCAUGUGUGGUGGAAAAAUGCUGGACAAAUUGAGAUAUGUUUUCUCCCAGAUGUCAGAUUCCAAUGGCUUAAUGAUAUUUAGCAAGUUUGACCAGUUUCUGAAGGAAGUUCUGAAGCUCCCAACAGCUGUCUUUGAAGGGCCAUCUUUUGGUUACACAGAGCACUCAGUCCGCACCUGUUUUCCACAGCAGAGAAAGAUAAUGCUAAAUAUGUUUUUAGACACGAUGAUGGCUGACCCUCCUCCCCAGUGCCUUGUCUGGCUACCUCUCAUGCACAGGCUUGCCCAUGUUGAGAAUGUCUUCCAUCCCGUGGAGUGCUCCUACUGCCGAUGUGAGAGUAUGAUGGGUUUCCGGUACCGAUGCCAGCAGUGCCACAACUAUCAGCUCUGCCAGAAUUGCUUUUGGCGUGGCCAUGCCGGCGGCCCUCACAGCAACCAGCACCAGAUGAAGGAGCAUUCCUCUUGGAAAUCUCCUGCAAAGAAGCUGAGCCAUGCAAUUAGUAAAUCUUUGGGGUGUGUACCCACGAGAGAACCCCCGCAUCCUGUUUUUCCUGAGCAACCAGAGAAACCACUUGACCUUGCACAUAUAGUUCCUCCUCGCCCUCUGACUAAUAUGAAUGACACCGUGGUUAGCCACAUGUCCUCUGGAGUGCCCACUCCCACCAAGAGGUUACAGUAUAGCCAGGAUAUACCCAGUCACUUGGCCGAUGAGCAUGCGCUGAUAGCCUCCUAUGUGGCCCGUCUGCAGCACUGUGCACGUGUUCUGGACAGUCCUAGCCGACUGGAUGAGGAACACCGUCUUAUAGCUCGCUAUGCUGCCCGGCUGGCUGCAGAAGCAGGAAACGUGACUCGUCCUCCCACUGACUUGAGCUUUAACUUUGAUGCCAACAAACAACAAAGACAGCUUAUUGCAGAACUGGAAAACAAAAACAGAGAGAUCCUGCAGGAGAUUCAGCGUCUCCGCCUGGAACACGAGCAGGCCUCCCAGCCCACCCCUGAGAAGGCACAGCAGAACCCCACGCUGCUGGCAGAGCUGCGGCUGCUGAGGCUUCUCGUCUUGGAUAGGCAAAGGAAGGAUGAACUGGAGCAGAGGAUGUCGGCCCUGCAGGAGAGCAGGCGGGAGCUGAUGGUCCAGCUGGAAGAGCUGAUGAAGUUGCUGAAGGAGGAAGAGCAAAAGCAGGCAGCUCAGGCCACAGGGUCACCACAUACAUCGCCCACCCAUGGAGGCGGCCGGCCGAUGCCCAUGCCAGUGCGCUCCACGUCUGCCGGCUCCACCCCCACCCACUGUCCGCAGGACUCGCUGAGCGGAGUCGGGGGAGACGUGCAGGAGGCCUUCGCACAAGGUACGAGGAGAAACCUCCGCAAUGACCUGCUGGUGGCAGCUGACUCCAUCACCAACACCAUGUCAUCCCUGGUGAAGGAGCUCCAUUCAGGAACACACUGGAUGUCUCCACCCAGAGAGCCUCUGUCACACAGGAUCACGUAGGGACGGUUUCACAUUCAGGCCUAUCUCAGGAGUGCAUCUUGUGGAGCAAGCUGAAUGUAGAGAAAUUCAGACCUUUCAGUGCAGGCAGGCCCCUUCCUCACUUACCUCGUCUUCCAUCUGUACUUUGUCCACAGCCGCUCUCUCCCUAGGCCUGACCGACCACCUCAUUCUGAAACUUCCCUGGAGGUCUGGAGCGGAAUCAGCCAGGAAAGCUCUGGACCUUCCCCUGCUGCCUUUCUGCUCUCUCCUGUUUGAUUUGUUUUUGAAACCUAUUCCCUCCUUUUGUCCGUGACCAGGCUCUGAUUUCACCUGAAGUUCAUGACCUGAGUCUGUCGCCUCUUCUGCUCCUUGUGUUCAGCUCAUCUGUGACUUCUUUCUCAGUCUCUGCAUCACCUCACCAAUUCAGUGACUUCCCAAAGACCUUUACCUUGUGGCAUUUCACCUUACAUAAAACCCAGGAAAGAGAGAGAAAAUAAAAGGCCAUUCACGUAUCCUCCUAUCUCCAGGAAUCCCCAUGACUCUACCAGUUACUUAGGGGCCAGAGAGUCACUAACGAUUUCACAGCGGUGGGGUCUCCAUGUUUUGUGUUAAACUAAUGGGUUCCCUCCCUAAGUGCUGUAGGUCACUCACACUGAUGGCUCUCUUUUGUUUCUUUCCACCUAAUGUAGUGCUUUUAAAUACCUUGAAGUAGCUUAACAGGAUUAUUAAAUAAAAAGAUAAAGCAGUUUUUCCAC
This is a messenger RNA of Pan troglodytes (chimpanzee), 2771 nucleotides long. It is a transcript of the gene DTNB, whose product is annotated as dystrobrevin beta. Gene Ontology annotation, biological process: synaptic signaling. The transcript has 19 exons. Gene Ontology annotation, cellular component: synapse; plasma membrane. The record is from RefSeq and is a predicted model, not a curated record. Lineage: Eukaryota; Metazoa; Chordata; Mammalia; Primates; Hominidae. Gene Ontology annotation, molecular function: zinc ion binding. Bases 142 to 2037 code for a protein of 631 amino acids.